AUGAAUAAGAUCAACGAAACCAGCACUACUGUAUUCAAUGAUCAUUCCUCUACCAUAACUUCCAGUCUCAUUGUGACUAGUGGAUCGAGUAAACCAACAGCAACGUCCUCGAUGAACAUCACCAAUUCUGCUUCUAGUGUAGCGUCAACUUCGACUUCGACCUCGACCUCGACCUCGACCUCGACCUCGACUUCAGCUUCAACAUCCGAAACAUCGUCUUGGCCCUUAUCACUUGAUCCAUUCUCCCAUAACGAUCGAAAUCCCUUAAAUAGCACUUCGCUCCAAUCACUAGCCAAAUCCCUACCUACAUACUUGGCAGUCGGAGGAGCGAUCCUAGGUGUGUUACUCUUGGUCGCGAUAGGAAGUUGGUAUUAUCGCCUGAGGAAAAGAAGGAGAAGGUUUGCAGAUGAUGAUGACGAUGAUUACGAACAAGGAAAGGCUUGGAGGAUUAUGCAAAGUAGGUUGGAAGUUGAUACACGCUCGAGAACGAAUUUGGAGAAAGGAAAUAUGGGAAUGGUGGUUACUACAGGCAAUGCUUCUAGCAGUAAGUGGAAGAGCUAUGUGCUUUAUUAUGGGUAUGGAAGAAAGUAUUCACUAGCUGAUUCGAGGUUAUGUCUCGCUUUAGCUUUGAUGACUCCUUCGAGAAUACAACCACGCAACACCUCUGAUUUGUCAGUCAUUCAUCAAGUGCAAGAUAGAGAGAAACCUGCUCCGUCCACCAUGACGGUGGGAAGCUUGGAAGUUUCGGAAGUGGAAACUCCCUCCAGUAGUCCGAUGUCUUCCCCUCAAUCAAGUAGGAGAGGCUCACAAGAGAGAUUGGUCAGGAGGGAGACUGAUUAA
Kwoniella shivajii is the source of this 840-nucleotide messenger RNA. RefSeq lists its product as uncharacterized. The transcript has a single exon. The coding region runs from base 1 to 840 and encodes 279 amino acids. NCBI's taxonomy places the organism in Eukaryota, Fungi, Basidiomycota, Tremellomycetes, Tremellales, Cryptococcaceae. The record is from RefSeq and is a predicted model, not a curated record.